AUGGGCCUGGGAUAUCUUUCAAAGUUAUCACAUUCUUUCCAACCGUGUUGCUUUCCAGCAGCCUGUGCCCAUGUUUGGCUGAUCAGACGUCAAAGUCAGAAGGAAUCGUGGAUUCAGUUAACCACCAGCAUCUCUUUUACAACCACUUCCAAAGUCACUUGGGACAAGAUUUGGAAAGUCAAUGGGAAGUAUGCUUCUCAUCCCCUUUUUGCCUUGCUCUCCAAUGACCAAGAAGUAGCUGAUGUACAGAAUGGUUCAAAAUCAUGUGGCUCUGUGGGUGCUGCCAUGGUUUGUUGUGGCUUGGUGGUUGCCUACAGGAUCCCCUUGGCAGUUUCUGUGUUCACUGCUGAGUUGUAUACCAUUUUGCUUGCCUUGGAUUACAUAGAAGCUAAGCAGUACACUAACUGUAUUAUUUACACAGACUCUCUUAUCUCUCUUCUGGCCUUGGAAUCACUUCCUAUGAGUUCUCACCCUGUGUUUGGCCUUUGUGACACUCAGGCUACAAUUGCUUACAUUUUACUUUUGUGCCAUCUUUAUGAAUUUGAGCAGUGGCACCAUUUUAGACAUGUACUUUCUAAGGCUUUACUCCUGAUAUUGGAGAGUGUCAUUGGUGAUGAAUCAUCUGGGGAAGACUUUAUUUCCUUGAAAUCAGAUGAUCCUGAAAGUUAUGAUGAUAAGGAAUCUACAUCAAGAUCUGGAAAUGAGAAACAUUUUGAAAAGUUUUCAUAUACAACUAGUAUAAAACAAUUCAUUUCUGGGAAGGGUCCUGAAAAAAAUAAUGGUCAAUCAGGUAGUCACCAGAGUAUCAAAACAUAUUUUAAGUCUGUGAAAUCAGGGACAGUUUCUAGAGUUUCUGAACAUAUAUCAAAAUCAACCCAGUUUAUCAAACAAGAAAAGCCUGAAGAAGGUCAGAGGAAGAUGCAGAUGGUUGAUAAUGUAGGUCAGUUGUCAAAACAUGCUCUACAGCAAUUAUAUCCUGCCAAACUUGCUCAACACACUUUGUAUGGAGGACGAAUGACAGAGUCACGAAAGGCUGAAGUUCAGUCAGUUACAAAAGAAGCAAUAGAAAAACUGCACAAGUCACUUGAAACAUGCCCUUCAGAAAAUCAAGAAUUAGUAGGUCCAGAAAGUCUUAGGACUUCACUGAUGCCCCAUCAGAGAAGAGCUUUAGCUUGGCUGUCUUGGCGAGAAAGACAACAUCCACCAGGAGGCAUUUUAGCUGAUGACAUGGGCUUAGGAAAGACUUUGACUAUGAUAUCUCUAAUAAUGAAGCAGAAGGAAAACAUCCAUAUAGCUUCAGUACAAUCAGACGAUCCAGUCUGGAUGUCAAAAGGUGGAAAAGGACUAAUUAAUUCAACCACCUCCUUGAUUAUUUGUCCUGCUUGUUUAGUACAUCAGUGGCACAGUGAAGUUAAAAAGCAUUGCCAGAAAGGAGCAUUAAAGGUUCUUGUCUAUCAUGGCAGUAACAGGGAAAAGAGUGUUUCCAGAUUGGCUUCCUAUGAUAUUGUGAUAACAACAUAUAAUUUAGUGAGCCUUGAGGUUGGCUCAGGGGAGGAGGAUAAGAAAAAGGAAAGCAAGGAAACUGAGCCAGAAGGAAAGGGAACUUCAAUACUUAUGCAUGUUGCUUGGGAGCGAAUAAUCUUGGAUGAGGGUCACAAUAUUAAGAACCGAAACUCGGUUGUAGCUCGUGCUGUCUGUCGUUUCCAUGCCAAGUAUAGAUGGGUCAUGACUGGAACACCUAUUCACAAUAGCUUGACUGAUAUGUAUUCUUUGCUAAGGUUUUUAAAGUGUUCUCCUUUUGAUGAAUAUCAAGUCUGGAAGAAGUGGGUAGACAAUAGUUCCAUUCAGGGAAGUACCAGACUUAACACACUUGUGAAGAGCCUUUUGCUUCGAAGAACCAAGAAAGACACUGACACAAAAGGAAAUCCAUUGGUAGAGCUGCCACCAAAGAAAACAAAAACUAUCAUGUUACAUCUGACUACAAAAGAGAAAGAAGUAUAUGAAAAGCUUCUUUCUUUCUCCAGAUCAAUGCUUAUCAAUUAUUUAGAAAAACAAACAGAAAAGCAGCAGUCAGUAAGAAAGACAGAACAGUUCACUGCAAAAAGACCAGAGGAAGUGAAGAAAGAUGUAUCAGGUUUACCACUGUAUACUCCACACAUCUCUGGUCAAAAUACUUCAGAAUCUUCUAAGGCUGUUAAUGCUUCAUUUUUGCUCACACUUCUCCUCAGAUUGCAACAGUGUUGUGCACAUCUGAGUCUCCUAGCCAAAGCAGUUGAGAAUGAUGUCCUUGUGACAUCUUCAUCAGAUGGAAUAGAGGAUGAAGAAGACAAGCUUUCAGCCCAACUAAUGGGAUUAUCUGUGAGAGACAAAAACAUUGCUGAAUGUAGUUUAUUACAUCAAAAUAUCAACCAAAAGGAUAGAUCUUCUAGUCUAAAUCUUGGGAUUUAUAAAAGUGAUCCAGACUUUGAAAAGGAUGCCACCAGUACUAAGGUAAAUGAUAUCCUUGUAAGAAUUAAACGGAUUAGCAAGCAAUCUACUAGUUCAGAGAACAAAGAAAAAUGGUAAGUCCUUAUGUUUGGAA
Messenger RNA from Limulus polyphemus (Atlantic horseshoe crab), 2581 nucleotides. RefSeq names its product transcription termination factor 2-like. Gene Ontology annotation, molecular function: ATP-dependent chromatin remodeler activity; ATP binding. NCBI's taxonomy places the organism in Eukaryota, Metazoa, Arthropoda, Merostomata, Xiphosura, Limulidae. The record is from RefSeq and is a predicted model, not a curated record. The coding region runs from base 1 to 2565 and encodes 854 amino acids. The transcript has 16 exons.